This is a messenger RNA of Nannospalax galili (Upper Galilee mountains blind mole rat), 2682 nucleotides long. RefSeq names its product NECAP endocytosis associated 1 (gene Necap1). Gene Ontology annotation, cellular component: clathrin vesicle coat; membrane. The transcript is spliced from 9 exons. Gene Ontology annotation, biological process: endocytosis. The coding region runs from base 98 to 943 and encodes 281 amino acids. Lineage: Eukaryota; Metazoa; Chordata; Mammalia; Rodentia; Spalacidae. The record is from RefSeq and is a predicted model, not a curated record.
ACUCUAGCGGAAGUGACGCACAGGAAACUGUCAGGCAUCGCAAUCCCACCCCGCCCCCGCUCGUGCCCCGCCUCCGCGGCGCGAGAGCCGAGCCAAGAUGGCGACCGAACUGGAGUACGAGUCGGUGCUGUGUGUGAAACCCGACGUCAGCGUCUACCGGAUCCCACCGCGGGCCUCCAACCGCGGCUACAGGGCAUCUGACUGGAAAUUAGACCAGCCUGAUUGGACUGGUCGCCUCCGAAUCACUUCAAAAGGGAAGAUUGCCUAUAUCAAACUUGAAGAUAAAGUUUCAGGGGAGCUGUUUGCUCAGGCACCCGUAGAGCAGUAUCCUGGCAUUGCUGUGGAGACGGUGACAGAUUCCAGCCGCUACUUUGUAAUCCGGAUUCAGGAUGGUACUGGGCGCAGUGCAUUCAUUGGCAUUGGCUUCACAGAUCGGGGAGAUGCUUUCGACUUUAAUGUUUCGUUGCAAGAUCAUUUCAAGUGGGUAAAGCAGGAAUCUGAGAUAUCCAAGGAAUCUCAGGAAAUGGAUAAUCGUCCCAAGUUGGAUCUAGGCUUCAAGGAAGGACAGACUAUCAAGUUGAGUAUUGGGAACAUUACAACCAAGAAAGGAGGUGCUCCUAAGCCCAGGACCUCGGGGGCUGGGGGUCUAAGCUUACUCCCACCUCCACCUGGAGGCAAGGUCACGAUUCCCCCACCCUCCUCGGUUGCCAUCAGCAAUCAUGUCACCCCACCGCCCAUUCCAAAAUCUAACCAUGGAGGUAGUGAUGCAGAUGUCCUUUUAGAUUUGGACUCUCCUGCUCCUGUCACGACACCAGCACCAGCUCCAGUUUCUACAAGCAGUGACUUGUGGGGAGACUUCAGCACUGCAUCCAGAGGACCUGGGUUCCCAGCGCCCCCAUGGUGGCUAACAACCAUCCGUAACUCCAGUUCCAGGGGAAGCUGACACCCUCUUCUGACCUCCGCCGGCAUUGCACGACACAGCUCUGUUCCAAACCAGGCACCACAACCAUCCAACUGGGUCCAGUUUUGAAUAGCAUUGGCCAGACACUAAGGACAGACUUGAAGAAUGAAAAUGACCUGGAGGACACCAUUCUAUGAGGGCAGCUGGGAAGGCCUUCAUUCCCCAGAACCAGAACUAGUGGACAAUCUUUUUCAUAGCUUCUUCAUUGCAUUCAAGCUGAUUUCUUGGUCACUUCUGUGUUGUUACUUGCUGCACAGGCAGGAGAGUAUCUGUUAUUUCCUACUUAUAACCAAGGCAGGGAAAUAGUGGAUCUUACCACACUGUGGCUGAGUAUGCAGAGUUCAGAAGGCCAGCCUUUUGAGUGGGAAGGAUUGCUAACAUCUGUAAAGAAUUUUCCCAUCUUUUAAAUUCUUGAACUUAUUUUGGAAUCAUCCCAUGACUCUUGUGUGCCUCUUUGUGAAGCCCUGUUUAGCAAUUUCAGUCGAGACAAAAACCUUGAAACUUUCUUUUCCACUAACCGAAGACUGUAAAAGUGGAUAGGCUGGCCUGAGUAUUUAUAAAUUCAGAAUAGCGAUAGGGGUAGGUCUGGAGAAAGAUCUGUGUCCUGGGUCUCUUCUGCAAGGCCUUUUUCAGACUGACCCUGCUCAGUGACCGUCCAGUGCUGGGUGCAGCUCCACUGCCCUCCUUGUGUUUACAUGUCUCUUUCUAUGAUGAGAGGGCUGUGUUGGUGACACCUCCACUGUUCUUUACUGGGUGGUGAAUUAUGUAGCAUCUUUGACCAGUGGAUAUUUCUGAUAUGACGGAGGUUAAGGGGCUGUGCUUUUUAAGUUUUAUUCCACAAAAGUGUUUAAUUUCUUGGAACUCUAUGUAGUUGGCUGCAUUUGAAGGAUAGCAUUAAUUUAUAUUCAUCCCUUAUUUAACCUGAAGUUAAACAGUUAAGGUUUUUAACCUGAUCUGUAGAACAGAGGCUGAAAGCACUUAACUCUCAUUCAGUGCCCACAUUGCCUUGCUGCCUGGUUAUCUCUCCCCUUUCCGUAGACAUUUCUUUUUCAAUCCAUUGAGCUCUUCAAAAGAAAGCUGCUAUUAUAAUGUUGUGUUUGAAGGAGGUUGGAGAGUCACAGUUUUACCUGUGACAGGUUUUGCCCAGGUUUUGGUACCUACCAGCUAGAACAUCUUAAAAGCAAGUUGUCCCACUACUUUCCUUUCCCUCUGCCCCACCAUUCCUUUACAAUGCUGUGAAUAGACUCCCUGUCCUCACAUCAGUGGGUACCAUCAGUUCUGUUUGUUAAUGGGUAAUUUGAGGGCAGAGUGGGUGGGUGCACAGUCUUCCCUGAGCACCCGUUUGGAUAUGUACAUUCUGACUGAAGAGGUUCCUUAUAUUUAGUUUCAAAUGCAUUGUUUCUCCUGGACUUUCUUAACUUUUCUGACCUUGGGUCCAUUUUGUUUUCAUUGCCUCCCGUUCCAGGCAGCUCUGCUUGUAGAGCCAUAGCAGAACAUUUUAAAAUUCCAGAAAAAAAACACUAAGGAAAGUCUGUGGAAUCACUAGUGACUGUCGGGAGACCUAGUUUCUCAGUCUUCAUGUUGUGUUCUUUGUAUUCUUUGAGAUGAUAAUAUAUUAUGUAUUUGAUUGCUGAAAAAUUGAUAAAUGAAGUUUAAGAUAUAUGUAUAUAAAGCGUAUGCCGUAUUGGUGCAAUAAUGGUAAUUAAAAAUAUGGAAAAAGG